This is a messenger RNA of Solanum verrucosum, 1594 nucleotides long. Its product is annotated as sulfite exporter TauE/SafE family protein 3-like. The record is from RefSeq and is a predicted model, not a curated record. The coding region runs from base 119 to 1594 and encodes 491 amino acids. Lineage: Eukaryota; Viridiplantae; Streptophyta; Magnoliopsida; Solanales; Solanaceae. The transcript has 12 exons. Gene Ontology annotation, cellular component: membrane; Cul4A-RING E3 ubiquitin ligase complex. Gene Ontology annotation, biological process: protein ubiquitination.
UUAGUUGGUUAAGUGUAAUGAUCUAUCAUUUCUUGUUCUCAGCUUGCUUUUUUGGUCAAUGAUGUUCUAAUCUUGAUUGCCUCAAAAGGGUGCUGCUGGUUUAUAAAUAUACCAAUUGAUGGCUGAAAUAGGGAAGGCAUUGACAGGAUAUGUAGUUGGAGUGAUUGUUCUAGCUUUUGCACUUUUCGCGUCUGCUGAGCGAAUUGCAAAUGAUGCAACAAGUGAUGACUUUGAAUCAGGACUGUUCAAGCUUCUGCUUCACAAGGCUAAAAUGCAUUACCAACAUUUUUGGCCCGACUUGGAAUUUGGGUGGAGAGUAAUUGUUGGUUCUGUCGUUGGAUUCUUUGCUGUCAUUUUUGGGAGUUUAGGAGAUGAUAGGGGAGAUGGUAUCUUUGUUCCCAUGCUUAUUUUGAUCAUUGGGUUUGAUCCAAUAGCAUCAACUGCAAUUUCAAUAUGUAUGAUAACAGGUGUAUCAGUGGCAACUGUGUUGCUAAGCCAUCCAAUAAUUGAACACCCUAUCAUUGAUUCUGAUCUAGCCCUUCUUUUAACACCAAUGCUGUUGCUAGGGAUCAGUAUCGGAGUUGUUCUUAACGUUAUUUUUGCUGAGUGGAUAGUUAUAGUUAUGUUGAUCAUUCUUAUCAUAGGGACUUCAGUUCCAUCAACUAGGUCAUUCUUCAAGGGUGUUGAAGCAUGGAAAGAAGAAAACAGAAUGGAUAAGAUGGCCGCCAAAUACUUGGUACCUCCCAGUGAGUAUUUGUCACAACCCAAGUGUGAAACUGCAACAGAUGCUGGUGCUGAAGAUAUUAUGUACAAACUUCUGCCUAGAGGUCCAAGAAUUAGAAAUGAAGAGGUGAUCACUUUCAUAUUUCUUCUCCAGGUUGUGUAUACGAAGGAUUUCAGCAUACUUAUUGCUGUGUGGGUCAUUUUCCUCGUUCUGCAUAUUGUUAAGACAUAUACAUCAACUUGUUCAACGACAUAUUGGAUCUUAAAUCUCUUACAGGUCCCUGUUGCUGUAGGAGUUUCUGCAUAUGAAGCAGUUUGCUUGUAUAACGGAACGAGGGUGGUCAUGUCAAGUGGAAAAGAAGUAAUAACCAUGUAUAUGGGAAACAGGGUGGUCAUGUCAAGUGGCAAAGAAGUGAUAACCUGGAAAGCGCAUCAGUUGAUCCUUUACUGUUGCUGUAGUUUUUUGGCAGGUAUAGUUGGUGGUCUGCUAGGUCUUCAUCGAGGAUUCAUUUUGGUUCCAUUGUUUCUACAACUAGGGAUGUUGCCUCAGGUUUCUAGCACCACUGCUAACUUUAUGAUGAUAUUCUCCUCUUCCAUGUCCGUCAUACAGUAUUACUUACUAGGACACUUUCCAGUACCAUAUGCCUUGUAUUUCGUAGCUGUGACCACUGUUGCUGCCUUGGUAGGACGCCAUGUCGUAGAUGAAAUAAUUCGCACUGUUAAUAGAGUAUCUGUGAUCAUCUUUAUCUUGGCCUUCACAAUCUUUGUUGGCGCAGUCUCAUUAGGUGGUGUAGGCAUAGCAGACGCGAUUAAGAGGAUCAAGAAAGGGCAGUAUAUGGGGUUUGAUAACAUCUGUGCAUAUAAGCCUUAA